Molecule: messenger RNA, 1578 nt
Organism: Fusarium venenatum
Lineage: Eukaryota; Fungi; Ascomycota; Sordariomycetes; Hypocreales; Nectriaceae
Product: cytochrome P450
Molecular function (GO): oxidoreductase activity, acting on paired donors, with incorporation or reduction of molecular oxygen; iron ion binding; heme binding
Source: RefSeq, a predicted model, not a curated record
AUGGCCGCCAAUUCACUCGCUAGCCCAAAUGGCAUCCUCAGCUUUGUAGCUGAAGACUUCAAACAGUCACCAGGCAACUACAUAACGGUACUGGUUGUACUGCUCAUCAGUGUCUUGCUACAUAAACUAUCAACGCCAUUCCUUGAGGCGGGCGAGCCUCCCUUGCUUAAACCUACAUUCCCCAUCAUUGGGCAUUUCUAUGGCUUGAUGAAACACCAGAACAUCUACUUGAAACAAUUAUACGACAGGUCUCACAGGCAAAUCGCGACUCUACCCAUCCUUGGCGGCAAACUCUACGUCAUAUUCGACCCAGUCAUUAUUCAAUCUGCAUACCGAAAAAAGACACUCUCGUUCGAACCAUUUGCUGCAGAGUUUGCGCAGAGAGAACUGCUAUUGUCCGAUCGAGUUCAAGACAAGCUCAAGAAUACCAACCUUGUGCCAGAAUUCUUCGCUGCUAUCCAUCCUGCUAUGACAGGCGAUCAUAUUCAUCGAAUGAAUGCAAAUGCACUGAACUACAUCUCGAAUGAUAUCAACAAGAUUAGUGGAUACGGUAAAUUGGAGCAUGCGAAUCUCUGGCUUUGGUUGAGAGAUCUUGUGACUAUGGCAACCGCUGAAGCACUAUAUGGAUCAAAGAACCCAUUGAGACAUGAUCAUAGAUUACUGGACGACGUUUGGACUUUCGAAGCCGGUCUCAACAUACUAUUGAUCAACAUCCUCCCUGCCAUCACGGCUCCCAAAGCCCAUCAAGCUAGAGCGCGACUCCAAGCCGCACUGGGAAAGUACUACGGCGCGAGAAGUUACGAGGAUGAAGACGCAUCGGAGAUAGUGAGAGCAAGAGCAGGUGCGUUUUUGAGAUAUGGUGUUCCAGACGAGGAGGUCGGCCACAUCGAACUGGCGCUUCUGCAUGUGGGCACGGCUAAUACCAUUCCUACUCUCUACUGGUUUUUCGUCAACGUCUUUAAUCGACCUGAACUUGUACAACAGCUGAGGGAGGAAGUUCUUCCAGUCAUACAGAAGAAUGGAGAGGACAAGGCUGUUGUCGACGUGACAAUCUUGGAUGAGAAGUGUCCCUUACUUGUCAGUUGUUACCGAGAGGCUAUUCGACUUAGCAAUCAGGCCGUAGGCAACCGCCGUGUCCUCGAAGAUACAAUGGUCACAGACAGUAAAGGCAAUUCGUACCUUCUCAAGAAAGGCGAGAAUGUCCAAAUGUCCGCUGCAGUCAGUCACAACCUCGACACCUGGGGCGAAGACGUAUCUGCCUAUAAACCAGAUCGGUUCAUCGAGAACAAGGCCAACACUGAGAACGAAAAGGCGAAGCGUUCAGCUUUCAUCGCCUUUGGCGGUGGGCGUAACCUCUGCCCUGGGCGAAAUUUUGCGUUCGCUGAAAACCUGGGUCUGAUAACUUGUCUGCUGACAGGUUUUAACGUCACAUUUCCGGAUGGACCUGGAUUCCCGACUAGUGUAGACUGUAGUUUCUCACAAGCUGCUAAGAAACCCUUGAAUGACGGGGAAGGGUUUGGAGUGAGAAUAGAGAGGAGAGUGGGGUGGCGGGAGACCCAGUGGUCAUUCAAAUCUUAA